Sphenostylis stenocarpa is the source of this 264-nucleotide messenger RNA. Lineage: Eukaryota; Viridiplantae; Streptophyta; Magnoliopsida; Fabales; Fabaceae. The record is from the annotation of a GenBank genome assembly.
AUGCAGCGUCGUGUUUUCAGGAAUCGCAUAAACGAUGCACGUCGCGCUUCCAGAAAUCACAUAAACAACGCACGUCACGCUUCUAACAAUCGUAUAAACGACGCGUGUCGCGCUUCAGGGAAUCUCUGUCGCAGAAAUGACGAGCGUCAUGCUUCCAAAAAAUCACAAAAACGACAUGCGUCGCAAUUUCAGUCUGAUACGGGGAAUGAAGCCGAUAUUGGAGAUUUGGGAGAGGUAAGGAUGGAGAUUUUAGGAUUGGAUUGA